Molecule: messenger RNA, 1242 nt
Organism: Mitosporidium daphniae
Lineage: Eukaryota; Fungi; Microsporidia
Product: hexokinase
Exons: 3
Coding region: 1-1242 (413 amino acids)
Biological process (GO): intracellular glucose homeostasis; glycolytic process; glucose 6-phosphate metabolic process
Cellular component (GO): mitochondrion; cytosol
Molecular function (GO): D-glucose binding; glucokinase activity; fructokinase activity
Source: RefSeq, a predicted model, not a curated record
AUGUUGGCAUCCAUUUUUUCGCCAAAAAACACUCCAAGCUUUGAAAGCUUUGAUCCAAAAAGCCUGAUUCUUUCUACCGAUAAACUCAAACUAAUUUGCUCCGAAUUGGUGUCCAAGUUUGAGAAGGAGCUUGAAUUUUCCCCAAAUUCGAUGUUGCCCACAUUUAUCGACAGAUUUCCACUAGGAAACGAAGAGGGUACAUUUAUGGCCAUAGACAUCGGAGGAACGAACAUCAGACUUGAUUUGAUUGCACUUAAAAAGCACAAGGCACCGGCAUUUAUUGCUAAUUGCACAAAACCCAUUCCAGGCAGCUACAAGAAAGGAAGUGGUACGAAGUUAUUUGAAUUCAUAGCGUUGGAAAUAAUUGGCUUUUUGGAGGGCAAGAAAAUUGAGGUAUUUCCCCUUGGAUUUACAUUUUCAUUUCCUCUCAAGCAAACAUCAAUAAAUUCGGGGCAUAUAUUUCAAUGGAACAAAGAUUUUCAUUGUGAAGAUGCCUUGAUGAAGGAUCCCGUCUUGCUUUUGCAAUGUGCUUUGGAAAAGCAAGGCUACCCAGAUCUUGUCAAAGUUUCGGCUAUCGUAAACGAUACGAUAGCAACGCUACUUUCUGGAAUCUACAUAAAUUCUAAUGCCAAAAUCGGACUAAUUCUUGGCACCGGAACCAAUGCUUCCUAUGUGGAAAAGACACAAAAAAUUGCGUCAAAGAUUGAAGGUUCCUUCAAAUCCGAGUAUACCCUUGUGAAUACCGAAUUUGGAUCCACCGACAUUAAUUCAAUGGAUUUUAUUUCAUUUUUGUCUACAAAGUACGAUCAGCUUGUCGAUAAAAACUCCGCAAACCCUGGAAACCAAAUACUUGAAAAAAUGAUUUCGGGCCGCUAUCUUGGCGAAAUUUUCAGCUAUAUUCUUGUGGAGAAUGGAUAUUUGAAGGAAGGCGACCCUUUCUACACUGCAAUUGAUAUGAAUGCCAUUGAAAGGUUUUUAAUGGUUUGUUCGGCCAUCUCAAGCCGCUCUGCUCAAUUGGCUGCAUGUGUCAUAUGUGCAUUGAUAAUUCUCUCCAACAACCAGUGUGAGGAUAUGACGGUGGUGGCGAUUGAUGGCUCAAUCUUUGAGAAUUACCACAAAUACGCAGAAAGGCUCGAGCAGGCCAUUUCCUCUAUCAUCGGUUCGUCAAAAGUCAAACUAAUAUUUUGCAAAGACGGUUCAGGUAUUGGAGCCGCCAUUGCAGCUUCACUUUAUGCCUCGUAA